This is a messenger RNA of Anthonomus grandis grandis, 3339 nucleotides long. It is a transcript of the gene PAPLA1, whose product is annotated as phospholipase DDHD2. The transcript is spliced from 10 exons. NCBI's taxonomy places the organism in Eukaryota, Metazoa, Arthropoda, Insecta, Coleoptera, Curculionidae. The coding region runs from base 68 to 3010 and encodes 980 amino acids. The record is from RefSeq and is a predicted model, not a curated record. Gene Ontology annotation, cellular component: COPII-coated ER to Golgi transport vesicle. Gene Ontology annotation, molecular function: metal ion binding.
GUCUAUUUUAUUCCCUAUUGUAUAGUAUUGUGUUUUUAAGUUAGUUCUUAGUGAUUAGUCCUUAUUUAUGUUCAUAAACACCAUGACAGAUCCCAAACGGCUGGUUAAAAAUACCCUUUUUAACCCAUCUGUGACUGGUAGUACCUUGGAAGAUUUUUCCCAAAAUGCAUUAUUGCUGCCUGCCAUGGAAAAACCACCAUUACCCCCGUUAAAUAUUACACCUGAACAAAUACUUCAAAAAACUCUUAAUCCUCAACCACCAAAUCACGCAACUCAAGCCGAACUAAUACCGUCAGAAACUUUUACGACUCAAGCACCUGAAGCAUCGAUCGCUGCACAUUUUGAACCUCAACCGCAAGAAUCUGUAUUUGGUACUUCAGAGGCUUUAUAUGAAAAAAGAAAUGCUGAGCAAUUUACGGCAUCAAAUUUGACAUCAGUUCUUUCAUCGUUUUCAAAUUAUUUAGGAAUUGGUGGUAAUAGCCGGCCACAAAGUCAUUUAGAACUUGUGCCUGGAUCAGCACCUGCUGAACCAGGUAAUUCUGUGGGAGCGAAUAACAUAGAUGCGCCUCCCAUUCCGCUUUAUGAUCCUAGCAUACCUAUUGGCACUGAAACGAUAGUGCCACCUUCCAAUAUAUUGGGCCAAGGUACAGCCAAUAGUUUUCGUCGCCCAUUACUGAAAAAGCCAGUAUACGCUCAAAUUCCCGGUCUGGUAACUGGUACCUCCACCGUUCCACAAAUUCCUGUUCAAACUUCAGCAAUCCAAAACUACUUUAUUCCCGUUCAACCCUCUAUUCAGUUACAAUCACCUUCUGCCCAAACUUCAGUUUCCCCCGCCAGUUCCACUUCAUCAAUUCAAGACGCUACUUUUGCUUUAAACAGUCAGUUCAAACCUAUAAAUCCCCAACCUGCUGCAUUUCCACCUAUUAAACCUAAUAUGCCUCAACCCCAACAUUCCAGCCAACCUUUAAAUUUAGAAGGUCCCGUUAUGGACGCAAUUCCUGCAAGUGAGGCCCUGUCUUCUCAAGCUCAGUCCGCGUCUUACGCGGCUACAGAUUCUGGAAUAUUACCAGAGAAGAUAUUGGCAACUAAGAUAUAUAGACCAGUUUACCAGCAUUGGUUCUAUAAGACAGGCGAAAACCUUUGGAUUCCAUUUUCUAUGUUGGAUUCUCUCGCAUUAGAAAAUGCCUUUAUCUCAAAUGAUUUAGAUCCAGACAAAGUUAUAGCCACUGAUGGAGGUCGCUAUGACGUAAAUAUUCUCAGACGACAAAGAAUACCGGUUUACUGGAAGGGAGACACCAGCGAAGUGCGCCGAUGUUCAUGGUUUUAUAAAAAUAUGGAAGAUAAACAGGCUAUAAAGUAUGUCCCCUAUGAAGAAAAUCUAGCUACUACCUUAGAAGAAGAGUUUAAACUAUCUUUUGAAACUAAUCAGUGGAAUAGAGAGGUUAAACUGUCAAAUGGAGAUACAGUUUCCUUUUUUGCACCAGAUCUUCUAGUUGUGCAGCCCGCAAUAAAAAAACCUUGGAUGACAACCUCUAAUCAGCGAAUUCCAGAAUAUUCAAAGGUAAAACGUGGAAUGGAUGAAUUCGACAUUGAUGAAGGAGAACCUGCUGAGAUUGACCAUCUGUUAUUUAUGGUUCAUGGUAUAGGAUCAGUGUGCGAUCUUAAAUUUCGAAGUGUAGAAGAAGUAGUUGAUGAAUUUCGAGGCAUCGCUCUCCAGCUAACACAGUCUCAUUAUAAAACAUCUUACGAACAAGGCCUAGUGCAUAGAAUAGAAGUCUUGCCUAUUAGCUGGCAUGGAAAACUUCAUUCAGAAGAGACCGGUGUCGAUGAGCAACUUAAGAAAAUAACACUACAAAGUAUUCCAAAACUCCGAGAAUUUACCAAUGACACCAUUUUAGACGUUUUAUUUUAUACUAGUCCUACUUAUAGUCAAACAAUAAUCUCAACUGUUGGGGACGAACUAAAUAGGAUUUACAAUCUUUUUAAGCAACGGAAUCCGAAAUUUAAUGGCGGAGUAUCCAUUGGUGGGCACAGUUUGGGAUCUCUGAUAAUUUUUGAUUUACUUGUACAUCAGCAUGAUGACAUCGACGAGCAUCGUGACGAGACAUCUAAUCUGCCAGAUACUCCCGAAAAGUGUGAUCAAACGCAACCUAGCAAAGCGACAGUUACUAGAAAAAUUAGUUACAUGAUGGGAUCUUUUGACGCCGGACCAAAAAUAUCAUAUCCUCACCUCAGUUUUAAACCUACUUCAUUUUUUGCUCUUGGGAGUCCUAUAGGCAUGUUUGUGACUGUGCGAGGCUUGGAUAAAUUGGGAGAGAACUUCUACUUACCAACAUGUCCAGCAUUCUUUAAUAUUUUUCAUCCGUACGACCCUGUAGCGUACCGUAUUGAAGCAUUGAUAAAUCCUGAGUUAUCUAAAUUAAAACCUGUUUUAAUUCCACACCAUAAAGGACGCAAACGGAUGCACUUGGAGCUGAAAGAAACAGUGGCAAGAGUGGGUGCAGAUCUCAAGCAAAAAGUCGUGGACUCCAUGCGAAGUACAUGGAACUCUUUAUAUCAAUUUACGAUGUCCCACAGGUCAGAUCAAUCGGCUUUGGAGAAUGAAGUUAAUAAAAAUAUCCAGAAGCAUCUUGAAGCUACUCCAGAAGAGGAGCAGUUGGACCCGAAUCCUCAACCAGAGAAAACAGAUAUACCUUUAGGUAACUUAAAUAAAGGAAGAAGAAUAGACUAUGUCUUGCAAGAAGCUCCGUUUGAGUUUUUUAAUGAAUACAUUUUUGCUUUAACAAGUCAUGUUUGCUACUGGGAGUCCGAGGAUACAAUUUUAUUAAUCUUGAAGGAAAUUUACUCCGAGUUAAAUAUAGGAACUGAUAAUCAGAUUCCACAACAGAGUAUGACCAUUGAAAGAUUAACGUCUUCGCAAAAAUCGAACGCAGAGCGGAGUUCACCGCCAUCCGACCUGUCCACCAACCUUCCUCCUCCUCCAACGAGUGGUUUUGUUCGAAAAACGUAAUAUGUUCUGUAACUAAAUAAAUGAAAAGACCGACGACUUCCAAAAUACACCCCCAAUAAUUGAAAUUUACCCGUUAAAAAAUCCGAGUAAUUAACUUUGUAGAAUUUUUUUUAUUAAACAGAACUAUAUUUUUAAUACUUGUUAUCUAGUAAGUAAUUUCAUUUGAUAAGAAACUGUUUUAUGUAUGAGUUAACAUUUACGUACCUGAAGUUAAAGGCACUAUUUUUGUUAUGAAAUUAUUAUAUUUUAUAUUGUUUAACAAUGUCUAUACAUUUAUUAACUGAUUAAUUUUAAGUUAAUAAAUGUUUUUGAUAAAGAUGAAUUAAAAA